AGCGACCACUACUUUGCUUUGAUCACCGCCCCUGUUACGCAAUUAGCUUGUUGCAAUAGUUCCUGGAGACUCUUCUUCUAUCAUCUUGCCAUCUCAAUCCCAUAAUGACACAAUAGCAGCAUCCUAAGAGCAUUGUUUCGGCGCGUUGUGGUCCGAAGGAGGGUGCAAAAUGGGCAUUUCCGGGCUAUUGCCGCUGUUGAAGUCGAUUCACAAGCCGGGCAGUCUCAAGAAAUAUGCCGGCCAGACUAUUGGUGUUGAUGCCUACGGAUGGCUCCAUCGAGGGACUGCGUCCUGUGUUAUCGAUCUCGCGUUAGAUAAGCCGACAACCAAAUUUGUCGACUUUGCCAUGAAUCGAGUACGAAUGCUUGUCCAUUUCGGAAUCACACCUUAUCUCGUUUUCGAUGGAGACUACCUCCCCAGCAAGGCCGGGACCGAGAAGGAGAGGGCAGAACGACGGAAAGAGGCUAGACGAGUUGGACUGGAGUUGCUCAAAAUGGGAAAGGCAUCACAAGCACAUUUGGAGUUGCAGAAGGCCGUCGAUGUGACUCCAGAAAUGGCCCGUCUUCUGAUUGAGGAACUAAAGCACCACAAUAUCCAGUACAUCGUAGCGCCUUAUGAAGCAGACUCACAAUUGGCCUAUCUCGAGCGCCAGGGUAUCAUAAACGGAAUCCUAUCCGAAGACUCGGACUUGCUCGUUUUCGGUGCUAAAUGUCUGAUCACAAAGCUAGACAAGUAUGGAGAAUGUGUCGAGGUGAACCGGAACCACUUCACGGCGUGUAGGGAAGUUAGCCUGGUAGGAUGGUCCGAUACUGAUUUCAGACGAAUGGCUAUCUUGAGUGGUUGUGACUAUCUUCCCGGCAUAGGCAAGAUGGGACUGAAGACCGCUUACCGGAUGUUACGAAAGCACAAGACAGUGGAACGGCUUGUACGAGCAGCGCAGUUCGAGGGUCAGUUAAAAGUGCCCCCUGGCUACAUGGAAGCUUUUAAUCAGGCAGAGAACACUUUUCUCUACCAAUGGGUUUUCUGUCCGCGUUCCAACCAACUCGUCAAUCUGACAGUCCCGGAUUCUGGGGUUGACAUUGAUGAGAUGCCAUAUAUCGGCAAAGAAGUCCCGCCGAACGUAGCAUUCGGCGUAUCGCGAGGUGACCUGCACCCUCACACCAAGGAACCCAUUAUUGUCGCACAGAAAGACAGGUCAAAGUCUAAACCACUGAGGCCCGCUUCUAGGACACCUUCUAUAACCCAAACUCCAGACCUAAAGCAGACAAAACCAAUCGAUACCUUUUUCAGGCCAAGGCGCACGCCCUUGGCUGAGCUGGAUCCAAACAGCUUCACUCCAUCGCCGAGUCAGCAAGCCCUUUUACAACAGCAACAACUAAAUGGUGGUGGAUGGGCGGCAGUCCUAGCUCCACAGUCGCACCCGCAGUCACAACAGCGGUCUUCCUUCCCAAGGACUGCUCCUCAGCCACCAAGGCGGGCCACAUCAGACUCAUUCGCGAGAAGAGCAUCCGCACCGCAUCCCUCAAAGAGGCAGCGGCUGUGCUCUGACGGUGCAUUCGGUACCCUUGACAGAGACUCUGACAAGCCCGAAAUCACGCGAAGCAGAUUCUUCAAUUCCUCAAAGCCGGACCCGAGCCCAUCAAUAAACAAGAGCAAGAAGAGCCAAGAUCAAAAUUUCGAACUAUGGUCCGAUGAUUCCAUUGAAGAGGCAAUGGCCGAACUAGCAGACCUCGAUGAAGUCCCCUCUUUUCGAAAGGAGAAGGUAGCGGUUUUCAAGGACGACUUUCAAUCUAGCGUGAACAGCGAUUCGCAGUCCACCACGCUUUCCAGAAGCAUUACCGAGAUGUCACAGGAUAUUUCCGGGAUUCUCACGCCUGCUACUUCCUGUAGUAGCCCUGCACGUGAAUCUGAAGAGCAUUCGGUUUUUAGUGCAGCUCUCUCCGCACAGGUGAAGGAUCUUCGUUCGAGAUUCUCGUAUCGCUCCUCGUCUGUCGCAUCCGAACGUUCUUGGCUGUCGAAGGGCCCUCGAGGUAGUACCCUACUACGGUCUACCUCCGGACCGGCAGCUAGUAUAUCCCAACCAACAACACAUGCCUCACAGGACCCGUGUUCUGAAUCGAACCCUUUAAAGGCGGCUGAGCUCAACGGCGAAUCUAACGAACUUGAAGAUUCGGCUUGGGCAGCCAUGGAAACCGAAGUGGUUGUUGCAGCCAGCGAUAUUGAGAGCCCAGAGAAACCCAAGCCCACACCAGCAUCAUCCCGCGAGGUAGAGGUCAAGGGGAGUGAAGAUCUACUAGUCCCCGACAGCGAAGAGGAGGGUAACUCCCCACACAAGCCAACGCUAGACCUGGGACGAUUUGCUUUCCUCGGAUGAUGGCAUUUGAUAUUGUUUGGGACUUGUUAACAUGGCCAGGCGUAUUGAUAUUGGGAUAUUGCAUAGCAUUGUGUACAUUUUAUAGGCACUUUUCAGGUAUUCUGAUCAUCUUAAAAGCAAGCAUG
Messenger RNA from Lindgomyces ingoldianus, 2499 nucleotides. Its product is annotated as PIN domain-like protein. NCBI's taxonomy places the organism in Eukaryota, Fungi, Ascomycota, Dothideomycetes, Pleosporales, Lindgomycetaceae. Gene Ontology annotation, biological process: DNA recombination; mismatch repair; DNA double-strand break processing. The transcript has 3 exons. The record is from RefSeq and is a predicted model, not a curated record. Gene Ontology annotation, cellular component: nucleus. The coding region runs from base 170 to 2374 and encodes 734 amino acids. Gene Ontology annotation, molecular function: metal ion binding; 5'-flap endonuclease activity; DNA binding.